Darwinula stevensoni is the source of this 3884-nucleotide messenger RNA. Lineage: Eukaryota; Metazoa; Arthropoda; Ostracoda; Podocopida; Darwinulidae. The record is from the annotation of a GenBank genome assembly.
AUGGUGUACAUUGCCAAAUUUAGGGAAGGGGGAUCUGUGACUGAUAAGAAGCACAACCGCGCACCAUUAGUGCGAACAGUGGAGAUGAUAGCCACCCUUAAGCUCAGCGAUUCAGCAAAGCCCAAAGAAAUCCACUCACCCCAUGUCGAGCCAGACAGAUUGUUGAUUCCCGUGGAGAUGGGAGAACAGCAUGAAGUGUAUAAUGCUAGAUGCGGCAAUACGCCUAGCAACCCUGCCUACGCGGCCGGGAGCAGCCACUUUCCCCCAUUGUCUACUAUGCAUACAUCUUCAUCAACGAGGGCUGUAAAGGAAGUAGAUGUUUUAGUCUUCAGCUGGCACCCCGACCACGGCGGGAAGCGACAUAUGCGCAGUGAUUCGGCCGGAAAGCUCCAUAAGACCGCCCGAAGGAUGAGGAAAAUGAGGAAGAAGGUCCCUCGACUGCUCAUCACCAACGCUCGUUCCAUUUUCAACAAAUUAGACGAUCUUGAGGCCUUAAUACAGUCCGAGAAAUAUCCCGAUGCCAGCAUCUCAUACCUCGGAAUCCUGAUCCAGGAAAACUUGAAAUGGGAUCAGCAAGUGCACAAGAUGGUCUCCUCCCUCAAGAAGUGUUACCACGCCCUGAAACUCCUGAAACUAGCCGGUGCAUCAAAAACGCAUCUCGUCAAAGCCUACAAUAGCUUCUUUCGUCCACGUGCCGAGUAUGAAAAGAACAGCUUGCCUACAGCAGGCAAGCUGUUCAAAAGCAAGAGUGGAAUGGCGACAAGGAUUGAAAAAAGACCGAUAAAGAAGAACAGUAACCCUCGCCAUGGUGGACAUGACCUAAAAUCAUCACGAGAAAACGACCCGGUGACAGGAGGAGAAGGAGGAGGAGGAGAAGCAAAUGCUCCAGGAAAAAGAACUGAGGAGCCAGUGAGGUUCCCAAAUAACAGCAUCGACGAUUCGGACACAGACUCGGAAGACGAGUUGGAUUACCAAUGGAAACCGACCCCCAGAGGAGUACUGAUGAUAGUAUGGGUAGUACUGAUGAUUGUCCUCGUAUUUGCAUUGUUGCCCUGUUCAUCCUGUUUCCAAUUCCUGUUCAUCAAUCCCAGUUCCAUAGUCACAUAUGGAACAGUUAGACAUUUUCGUGGAGUACAUUUCUCCACUGAACAUUUCUCGCAAGCAGACCGCCGCAAUGCGAUUCGAAAUCACCAUCUAAAAGAAAAAGGGAUAGUGCGUCGAUUGGGACUCUACAGCGCCGCUGUCCAUCAAUUCGCCGAAGUCCCAUUAGUCCAUCAAGUGAACCCAGGAUCCCUUGAUCCUGGCGAUUUCGGUGACUCCCCUAGGGAACACGAAAUGCUUGAAAAAGCAUGUAAAAAAGUCCAAGACUUGGUGAAGGAGCUUCAUGGGAGUGGAGAGGUGGAGCCAUGCUUGGCAAAGCAACCCAGCCGCCGCAAGUACGCCUCUCGAUUAAUUGAAAUGGUACAAGUAUAUGUGAACUCCCUGAAGUCGCUAGGGUCUUCUAUGAUCGCUGCAUCAACUGAACAACUCCCCAAGCGAGCACGCGACAGAACAAAGGAAAAGUGGGCGCUCUUGAAAGACCUGAAAUUCACGAAAUCUCCAUUUGUAUCCACAUCCGAAGAUCCCAUGUGUGCCCUGAAAUUCGCAACAUGCCUGACCGCCUGGGGAAAAGGCUCAAUGAGCGGCCUUUUGAUGCCUUCCUUCCUACCUAACGGGCGGGCACGACAUCCCUAUCUUGGUCUUGUCUACAGGAUCCAACACACCAAUCUGGAACUGAAAGACGGGAACAGUAUCAGAGUCUUGGACCUUUACGCCCAGAACUUAGUCGACGUAAAGUACCGUUACAAAGGGCAACGAGAGAGAAUUUUCAUCGGAGGCAUUCACGCGUCUCACGUACAACAGGCGAUCCUGAUUCGCGUCCCAAACUUCAGACAUCCAUAUCGACCUUUCGUGGAAGAAAAGUACCGCAUGAAAAAAGAGGAGUAUGAGACAUUUAGGAGGGAGUUGGAACAGUAUGGACCUGGUGGCAAAAUGCAGGACGAAACAGCAUUCCAUCUUACGGAAAAGAAGAUAUUGGAGUUUGUGCUGAAAGCUGAAGAAGAAAAACUCAGAGACCAAACCUACAGUUGCCAUCAUCAAAGGCUGAUGGAUUGGUGCGAACCUCACCAAUUCCUCCCACCAAGCGUUCAUCUCGACCUCCCUCAACUUCCGGACGAUGCCCCUACAGCGAAUUCCAUCCUCGCGGCCACAGUCUCUAAGACCUACCACUGGACCUCCAGCGAGGAUGCAGUACACCAGAAAGUAGAACCAUCUCACACAGCAUCAGUGAUCUCAUCCGCGUCCCUGUUUUCGCCUCGACACGAGGUAAAUCUGACACCAGAGGAAUCCUGCUCGAAUGACAUGAAGAAGUUCGAUGUCUAGAACGACAAGCAUUUGAGUCGAAGGAAUGAAUUUUGUCCGGAAUCCCCUGUCUUCAGCAUCCAAGACUUCACUUGCGGCUUCAGGCAGGUAUCGUACGAAAUCUCAGAGGGCACUGAUUAACUUUUAUCUCCUUCCUUUUCGACAGGUUCCAUGUUGAAGAUCCAGGAAACUUCAAUUUUUUUCUCUACCCUACCUACCUCUACUCACGCUCUCAUCAUUCUUGUGUCAACAGUGCUUUUUUCUGGGGCACCUGAACUGAUGAGGGUGAAAAAAAAAAAUCUCUUUUCUGUCUCGCUCUAUUUUCGCUCCACUUCCUUCCUCCUCCUAUUCCUUCGCGCAGUGCUUUUUUUCUGCCGCGGAGGAAUAUCCAGAGCGCACUAUCGCUCAAAGCCACUUUUCAUUUCCUUCCCUCACACCUUCCUUUCACUUUCUCUCUCUUCUCCCACUCGCUCGCUCCUCUCUCCUUCCUUUUUCUGUUGCUCUUUCUAAGCAUAAAAAAAAAUUCAGACCCUCUCACUCUCCCUUUAGCGGCCAAUCCAAUACCUCACUCCUCAAACUCCUCUCGCAUGACUCCAAUGUCUCAAAUAACACCCUGCUUCAGCUCUUCUCACCAGGGCGCCUGAUAAGGCCCUUCCGGCCAGCUGGCACCUGGAGACACCUAUUCUUCCUAUGGGGCAUCUAUCCUUUAAACAACUUCCGACAGGAUGUAAAUCCAGUAAAUUCAGCAUGAAAUAAAUUAAAACGUACCUAAAGAAAGAAAAUCGUAAACUGCUAGGGCGUAAAUUAAACUUCUUCAGAAACAAGUGGACCUAAAACGUAAUCAGCCCCAAAUCUACUAACCAAUUCAAUGAUAGGAUCUUCUUGUUUUUGCUUCUCAUUAAAGGCCGCUCUCUGUCAAAAAAAAAGGAAUAUAGAAUUAACAGCUAAAAGUAAUAACGGGAGAGAUCCAGGCUUGGUGGCGAGCGUGCCUGCACACUCGUCCUCACGCCUGAGUCAUGGGUCACCUUCCCAUGGCGUUCACAACAGCUUCUCCAGGGUAUUGCACUCUGCCAGCCCUGGUGUUGGGAGGAUCUCACCAUGGUGGGCGGGAGUCAUGUGACGGUCCACCACUGACAGCGGGGCCCACCAUACCAUUAGCUCCUUUUAUAAAAAAAAAAAAAAACUAAGUAGACUCUAUCCAAAGGGAGUUUCAGUAAAGAGACGUGCUCGCAGGUUCUGUCUUCUAUUUUCUUAGGUCGAGAGAAGAAUACUACUUCUUCCUACCGAAGGAAAUAGACGUGCAACCCAGCGACACAUGUGGGACGGGGCCAUAAAUUAUGGUAGUAUUGGUAUUAAUGCAUGCGUCCCUACCAUGGAAGAACCCCUAAUCGGUUUUUUAUUUACACCGUAAUGCUGCGCCAAUAUUAACCUCGGUCGCCUUUUCCGUCGUAAUGCCUGGGUUUCGAAACCCAAAAUUUCCUCCC